This is a messenger RNA of Pteropus alecto (black flying fox), 4414 nucleotides long. RefSeq names its product ribosomal protein S6 kinase B1 (gene RPS6KB1). Bases 135 to 1712 code for a protein of 525 amino acids. Lineage: Eukaryota; Metazoa; Chordata; Mammalia; Chiroptera; Pteropodidae. Gene Ontology annotation, molecular function: ATP binding; protein serine/threonine kinase activity. The record is from RefSeq and is a predicted model, not a curated record. Gene Ontology annotation, biological process: protein phosphorylation; cellular response to insulin stimulus; signal transduction. The transcript has 15 exons.
GCUUCACAGAACCCUGUGCGCAUGCUCUAGCGCUGAACUUGAGGAGCCAGUCUAAGGCCUAGGCGCAGACGCACUGAGCCCAAGCAGCCGGUGAUGGCGGCAGCGGCGGCGGUGGCUGCGGCGGGUCCGGGCCCAUGAGGCGACGACGGAGGCGGGACGGCUUUUACCCAGCGCCAGACUUCCGAGACAGGGAAGCUGAGGACAUGGCAGGAGUGUUUGACAUAGACCUAGACCAGCCAGAGGACGCGGGCUCUGAGGAUGAGCUGGAGGAGGGGGGUCAGUUAAAUGAAAGCAUGGACCAUGGGGGAGUUGGACCAUAUGAACUUGGCAUGGAACAUUGUGAGAAAUUUGAAAUCUCAGAAACUAGUGUGAACAGAGGGCCAGAAAAAAUCAGACCAGAAUGUUUUGAGCUACUUCGGGUACUUGGUAAAGGGGGCUAUGGAAAGGUUUUUCAAGUACGAAAAGUAACAGGAGCAAAUACUGGGAAAAUAUUUGCCAUGAAGGUGCUUAAAAAGGCAAUGAUAGUAAGAAAUGCUAAAGAUACAGCUCAUACAAAAGCAGAACGGAAUAUUCUGGAGGAAGUAAAGCAUCCCUUCAUUGUGGAUUUAAUUUAUGCCUUUCAGACUGGUGGAAAACUCUACCUCAUCCUUGAGUAUCUCAGCGGAGGAGAAUUAUUUAUGCAGUUAGAAAGAGAAGGAAUAUUUAUGGAAGAUACAGCCUGCUUUUACUUGGCAGAAAUCUCCAUGGCUUUGGGGCAUUUACAUCAAAAGGGGAUCAUCUACAGAGACCUGAAGCCGGAGAAUAUCAUGCUUAAUCACCAAGGUCAUGUGAAACUAACAGACUUUGGACUAUGCAAAGAAUCUAUUCAUGAUGGAACAGUUACACACACAUUUUGUGGAACAAUAGAAUACAUGGCCCCUGAAAUCUUGAUGAGAAGUGGCCACAAUCGUGCUGUGGAUUGGUGGAGUUUGGGAGCAUUAAUGUAUGACAUGCUGACUGGAGCACCCCCAUUCACUGGGGAGAAUAGAAAGAAAACAAUUGACAAAAUCCUCAAAUGUAAACUCAAUUUGCCUCCCUACCUCACACAAGAAGCCAGAGAUCUGCUUAAAAAGCUGCUGAAAAGAAAUGCUGCUUCUCGUCUUGGAGCUGGUCCUGGGGAUGCUGGAGAAGUUCAAGCUCAUCCAUUCUUCAGACAUAUUAACUGGGAAGAACUGCUGGGUAGGAAGGUGGAGCCCCCCUUUAAACCUCUGUUGCAAUCUGAAGAGGAUGUGAGUCAGUUUGAUUCAAAGUUUACACGUCAGACACCUGUUGACAGCCCAGAUGACUCAACUCUCAGUGAAAGUGCCAACCAGGUCUUUCUGGGUUUUACAUAUGUGGCUCCAUCUGUACUUGAAAGCGUGAAAGAAAAGUUUUCCUUUGAACCAAAAAUCCGAUCACCUCGAAGAUUUAUUGGCAGCCCACGAACACCUGUCAGCCCAGUCAAAUUUUCUCCUGGGGAUUUCUGGGGAAGAGGUGCUUCAGCCAGCACAGCAAAUCCUCAGACGCCUGUGGAAUACCCAAUGGAAACAAGUGGAGUAGAGCAGAUGGAUGUGACGAUGAGUGGGGAAGCUUCAGCCCCACUUCCAAUACGACAACCGAACUCCGGGCCAUAUAAAAAACAGGCUUUUCCCAUGAUAUCCAAACGACCAGAGCACCUGCGUAUGAAUCUAUGACAGAGCAAUGCUUUUAAUGAAUUUAAGGCAAAAAAGGUGGGGAGACGAUUUGUGAGCAUCCUGCAGGGUGAAACAAGAAGACUCAAAAUGAUAGUCUUGGAGAGUCAGUGUUCUUACAUAGAACGCUUUGGACAGAGGAAAAAUAAACAUGGAUUUUUAAAAAUCAAUCAAUGGUGCAAAAAAAAAAAAAGCAAAAUAGUAUUGCAGAACUCUUAGGCACAUCAAUUAAUUGAUUCCUAGCGACAUCUUCUCAACCUUAUCAAGGAUUUUCAUGUUGAUGGCUCAAAACUGACAGUAUUAAGGGUAGGAUGUUGCUUCUGAAUCACUGUUGAGUUCUGAUUGUGUCGAAGAAGGGUUAUCCUUUCAUUAGGCAAAGUAUGAAAUUGCCUGUAAUACUUGCAACUAAGGACAAAUUAGCAUGCAAGCUUGGUCAAACUUUUUCUAGCAACAUGGAAUCAAAGACAAAAAGAAACUUAUCAAUUGAUGUUUUACGUGCAAACAACCUGAAUCUUUUUUUUAUAUAAAUAUAUAUUUUUCAAAUAGAUUUUUGAUUCAGCUCAUUAUGGAAAACAUCCCAAACUUUAAAAUGCGAAAUUAUUGGUUGGUGUGAAGAAAGCCAGACAACUUCUGUUUCUUCUCUUGGUGAAAUAAUAAAAAUGCAAAUGAAUCAUUGUUAACCACAGCUGUGGCUCGUUUGAGGGAUUGGGGGUGGACCUGGGAUUUAUUUUCAGUAACCCAGCUGUAAUACCUGUCUGUAAUACUAGGGGAAAAAAAAAUCUAUUUAAUCAUUUCUAUUUGCAGUACUGCUAUACGCUAAGCCUAACUGGAAGCCUUGGAAUGGGCAUAAGUUGUGUGUCCUACAUUUCAUCCUUGUCCUGGGCCUGCAUUGCACUGGAAAAAUACCACCACCUGUUUUUAUACCAGUAUUUGGUUCAAGACACCAAAUGUGUUCAGCCUGAGGCUGAAGAAAGACAGAAGAGAGUCAGGAUAAAAUGCAUACUGAGGGCGGCAAAGUGAGGGAGACAGGGAGGUCCAGGGGAAAGAGGGUGUUGCCAUGGUCCACGCUCUAUCUCUUUACAGCAAGUUGAUAAAGUUUUAAGUUUUACUUCUUUUUACUGUUUUUGCUGUCUACCUUCCUUAAAUUUUUCCUCAACAAUUUUAAAAGGAAAAAGGUUUUUUUCUCCUAUACUGGGGCUACAUUUUUUGAUUGUAAAAAUAUUUGAUGGCCUUUUGAUGAAUGUCUUCCACAGUGAAUAAGUAAACUUAGUGGCUUAAUUUAGGAAAUAUGUUAACAAGACACUGUUUUUGAAAUUGUAACAAAAUCUACAUUAAGUGAUUUAUAGGUACAAAGAAUAAAAAUAAAGGUAAUUUUACCUUUCUUAAAUACUUCCUGCCUUAAAGAGAGCAUUUCCAUGACUUUAGCUGGUAAAAGGGUUUAAUAUCUGCAGAGCUUUAUAAAAAUAUAUUUCAGUGCAUACUGGUAUAAUAGAUGAUCAUGCAGUUGCAAUUGAGUCUUAUCACCUCUUUUUGUUUGUCUUUUAUAAUGUCUUCAGUCCGAGUGUGCAAAGUCAAUUUGUAAUAUUUUGCAACCCCGAUUUUUUUAAAAUAGAUGCUGCUUGCUUUGUUCUCCAAACCUUUUUGAGCCAUAGGAUCCAAGCCAUAAAAUUCUUUAUGCAUGUUGAAUUCAGUCAGAAAAGAGCAAAGCUUUGCUUGUUUAAAUAGCAGUUCGAGUGAAAUGAAAUCCUAUGACAUUAAGCAAAAAAUGAACCAUGAAAAAUGAUUGGAAAUAUACCUUUUCAAUUGUGGCAAUAAUGAAAGAAUUGAUAAUAGUUCAUCUUUGGACAGAAAGCCUUUUUUUCUUUUUGAAAUCACUCUCUAACUCCGCUUUCCCAUUAUUGCAGCAUCCUACUGAGAAUUUUAUAACGUAACUAGUAAAUUAGCUACAACAAGGGCAGAAAUUGUAUUUCAACUAUAGAUCUUUAUUCUCUCAUAGUUAUGAUGUCUGAAAAAACAGACCUCCUAAAGCUUUGGUGAUAUGUAUAGACUUUAUUUCAGACUGUAAAUGGCUUGUGCUACUCUUAAUACUUGUUUUCAGAUGUGUUCACUAACUAUAGUGUUAACUGCCUGACCAAAUUCCAGCAAAAAUUUCACAACAAAAUAUUCCUCCUCAAUCCUGUUUGCUAACAUUUGCACUGUGAUUGGCUGGCUAUAACCACCCCAUAGUUAAACCAUUUUCAUAAUUAGUACUGCCAGCAAUAGUGGCAAACACUGCAGCUUUUCUGCAUAAAAAGCAUUAAUUGUACAUCUACCAUCCACACAAAAAGUGUUUCAGACUUAAUAUUGAGAUUAAUUUCCUAUGCUGUGGCAAGGUUAUUGAGAAAUUGUUUCAUAAAUGGAUAUCCCUACUAUGACUGUGAAAACAUGUCAGGUGCCACUUUAGUGUCACAGACAGAAAGCACACACCUAUGCAAUAUGGCUUACCCUAUAUUUAUUUGUAAAAAUCCAAGUAUAGUUUAAAUAUAUGAUGUCAAUAUUACUAGUUUUGAGUUUCUAAGAGGGUUCUUUAUGAUUCUUCCAGGUAAGUGUAUAAAAGAGAUUAAGUGCUUUUCUUUCAUCACUUGAUUCUUUAGAAUCAGCUAUUACAAGAUAUAUUUUUAUUUUGUAUACAUGCUGUUUUUUAAUUAAAAUAUAAUCACUGAGAA